AUGGCGCGAAGGAGCGGCCGGAGCGGGAGGGCGGCCGCCGCGGGCCCGUUCCAGGAGAGCGACGAGGACGAGGACUUCGCCGCGCCGCCGAAGAGGGCCCGGCCCGCCGGGAGGAGAGUUCCUCUGGAUGAGAAAGUUUUCCAAAGAGACUUGGAAGUUACCUUAGCCCUGUCACUGAACGAAUAUGUGGGAAACAAAGAUAAGACACAGGAAAAAGAUCGCCUUGCUGAACCAAAGGCAGCCGCUCAAGAUUUCAAACAGGAAGUUGUGAUAUCCACACCGGAGACGGACAACGUUGAAAACCUCCGGGCCAAUCAGGAAAACUCUCAGCCACAUUUGGAAAUUGAAUUCAGUCCUUCGGAAUCCGUUGGGAAGCCUUUGAAGACCUCAAGCCCUUCAGUGGGCAAGAAGCCCAGCUGGACACCCCCAGGUGCAUCUGGAAGCAAGACCACCUUGUUGGGAAGAGCUCCGGUUAAGUCACCGGUUCAGGGUCUCCGGCUCGGCCUCUCCAGACAUGCCAAAGUGAAGCCCCUGCACCCAUCUUGUGCCGGGACCUAAGAGUGCUUAGGCUGGCACGAGAAGGCUGCAGAUUGAGGUGGGAACGGAGGAAAGAUCUUGUUUUUAAAA
Messenger RNA from Protobothrops mucrosquamatus (brown spotted pit viper), 627 nucleotides. Its product is annotated as RAD51-associated protein 1. The transcript has 7 exons. The record is from RefSeq and is a predicted model, not a curated record. Bases 1 to 558 code for a protein of 185 amino acids. Lineage: Eukaryota; Metazoa; Chordata; Lepidosauria; Squamata; Viperidae.